This is a messenger RNA of Drosophila innubila, 412 nucleotides long. RefSeq names its product megakaryocyte-associated tyrosine-protein kinase-like. The transcript is spliced from 3 exons. NCBI's taxonomy places the organism in Eukaryota, Metazoa, Arthropoda, Insecta, Diptera, Drosophilidae. Bases 36 to 233 code for a protein of 65 amino acids. Gene Ontology annotation, biological process: positive regulation of canonical NF-kappaB signal transduction; JNK cascade; protein phosphorylation. Gene Ontology annotation, molecular function: ATP binding; MAP kinase kinase kinase activity; magnesium ion binding. The record is from RefSeq and is a predicted model, not a curated record.
AAACACUAAAGAUUUCUAACUCGAGCUGCAGGGCAAUGAUACUAGAUAGAAUUUACAAAACCGAGUAUACAGCCCCAGAGGUCUUGGUUGAGUCUAAAUAUACGGAAAAGAGCGAUGUCUAUAGUUUUGGGAUUAUACUCUGGGAGGUUAUGUCCAGAAAGAAACCAUUUUCUGAAAUGAGCCUUUUGGAAAUUAUGGAUAAAGUUCAGAAAGUGUACAGGUAUUCGUCCUGAUCUGAAUGAUGCUAACAUAUUUAAAAAUACCAAUCCGAUAAAAGAUUUUAACACUAAGUGCUGGCAUUCAGAUCCACAGAAGCGGCCUACUAUGAAAAACUUAAUUUUGUCUCUUGGCAACAUGUUACUGUCAGCAUAAUUCAUAUAGUAUUAAGCUUAUAUAUGUAAACAACAAAUAA